AUGAAAGAAAGAAGGAUUUUCUUCUUUGUUCUUUUUUACUACAUUAUCGUGAACAUUGACGUGCUUUUGCUGACGAUGAAUCCAGACGAGGAUGGACCAAGAAAAUCAUACAAAUACUUGUGGAGCGGAGUAGAUGAGUUUCAUCUGCUCUUCAAAAGCUUCUUCAUCGAAGAUCGAGCCACACUCGCGCUGGGUUGCUUCAUUGUGUUUGCACUCUCCAUCAUCAGCGAAUUAGCAGCCGAGUGGCUCCACAAGAACCAAAAUGAUUUCGUGGCAUCUUACGCUCACGGGCGGCGCAGCUCCUCGCGCAGCCAAACCGAGUUGAAGAGAAUCCGCCAGUUCUCAUUCAUCAGUUCAAAUCGCCGCUACCUAUGGCUCGCCUGUGCGAAUGCGCUGUCGUUUCUGCUCUCGCAGCUGAGCAUGCUCGUCUUGAUGACUUUCAAUAUCAACUUGAUUGCGUCCAACAUUGCCGGGGCCGCCGCGCUCAAGAUCUUCCACCCUCCUUAUAUUUAUUAUUUUCACCCAGACGCGAAAGAGAGAAAACUGCAUCAAUACGAAUACUCUCCUUUAUAA
Oikopleura dioica is the source of this 573-nucleotide messenger RNA. The record is from the annotation of a GenBank genome assembly. NCBI's taxonomy places the organism in Eukaryota, Metazoa, Chordata, Appendicularia, Copelata, Oikopleuridae.